AUGAUCCUUGAGCCACUUCAGCGCGUUGAACAAAUAGCCAUUGAACCCAUUGACGGACAUACUGGUGCGUUCAUGGCUGUCGCGAUUUCGCGAGACAGUGCCCAAGUCUGCUCUGGAUCCGACGACGAGACCGUCUGCAUCUGGGAUAUAGGCAGCGGAAAGCGAAUUACAGGUUCACUAAAAGGGAGUAGUGGUGCAAUUAAUGUUUCCUGUGAUGGCAAGUCGCUUGUUUUGGCUCUCGAGGACGGAACAAUGCGCAUCUGGGACACAGAUAACUGGCAGACCCUCUCGCUGUUCAGGAACACUCGCGUUGUCAGGUCGUUCACGUUCUCGCCCGAUAGCUCUCGCUUUGUCUCUGGCUCUCUAGAUGAAAACAUGCGGAUAUGGGAGGUACCAGGUGCAACCAUCAAGCAAGCGAAAGGCGGUGACUCGACAGGCUACGGUCGCUGGGUUACACCAGUAUCGUUUUCGCACUGCGGCUCGUAUAUCGUAUCCAAAUCCCACGACAUGACAGUUCACACGUGGAAUAUUCAAGCCGGACAGCCAACAUAUACUGCACUCAUGGAACAAAAAGAGCAGAUACUCUCAGUUGGGUUCUCCCCUGACAGCAGUCACAUCUACCCAGUAUCAAGAGAUAGAAUGGUUUAUGUAUGGCAACGGCAAAGCAGGAAGCUGGAGUAUACAAUUGCCGUAUUUAUGCUUGAGGACAAACGCGUGGUCUGCGGCUCGAAAUCGGGCCGAACAUACGUAUGGGACAACGACAAGAAGACUCACAAGUUGACCGGCCACGACAAAGCAGUAUACUCGACCGCAGUCUCGCCCGACUGUCAGACCUUUGCGUCUGGUGACAACGGCUGGCGGUUAAUGAUGUGGGAUGCUAGUACUGGGAAACAACAAUAUAGCGUGAUAAGAUCUUGA
Messenger RNA from Rhizoctonia solani, 918 nucleotides. Its product is annotated as WD-40 repeat-containing protein. Lineage: Eukaryota; Fungi; Basidiomycota; Agaricomycetes; Cantharellales; Ceratobasidiaceae. Gene Ontology annotation, molecular function: protein binding. Bases 1 to 918 code for a protein of 305 amino acids. The transcript is spliced from 3 exons. The record is from RefSeq and is a predicted model, not a curated record.